Pipistrellus kuhlii (Kuhl's pipistrelle) is the source of this 1868-nucleotide messenger RNA. It is a transcript of the gene RBPMS2, whose product is annotated as RNA binding protein, mRNA processing factor 2. Gene Ontology annotation, molecular function: protein homodimerization activity; mRNA binding. The coding region runs from base 291 to 935 and encodes 214 amino acids. The record is from RefSeq and is a predicted model, not a curated record. NCBI's taxonomy places the organism in Eukaryota, Metazoa, Chordata, Mammalia, Chiroptera, Vespertilionidae. Gene Ontology annotation, biological process: negative regulation of smooth muscle cell differentiation. Gene Ontology annotation, cellular component: cytoplasm. The transcript is spliced from 8 exons.
GCGGUCGCAGUGAAAAGGCGGAGGCGGCGGCCGCUCCGGCUCGGCUCCGCGCGCAGUGCCUCCCCCGCCGCACCCCCUCCACGCCGCCCGCACCCGCCAAACUUGAUGUGACCCCGGCCCGACGCGGCGGCCGCCCCUCUCACCGCCCCGCGCGCCCCCACCGCCACCCCACCCCGCCCCGCACCCAGGAGCGCACCGCUCACCGCGUCCCUCCCACCCCCUCGCCUGGGCCGGCGCCGCGCUCGCCCUCCGCGCUCCCUUCCUCUCGGCACCCCCCGCCCCCCCGCACCAUGAGCAACCUGAAGCCGGACGACGAGCACAGCACCGGCACCGGCACCGGCACCGGCACCGGCACGGGCACGGGCUCCGGCGGCGCCCUGGAGGAGGAGGUCCGCACCCUGUUCGUCAGUGGCCUCCCUGUGGACAUUAAGCCCAGGGAACUCUACCUGCUCUUCAGGCCGUUCAAGGGGUACGAAGGGUCCCUGAUCAAGCUCACAUCCAGACAGCCUGUUGGUUUUGUGAUCUUUGACAGCCGGGCAGGAGCAGAAGCAGCCAAGAAUGCGUUGAACGGUAUCCGCUUUGAUCCCGAGAACCCGCAGACCCUGAGGCUGGAGUUUGCCAAAGCCAAUACCAAGAUGGCCAAGAACAAGCUAAUGGCUACACCGAAUCCCACCAGCGCCCACCCCGCCCUCGGAGCACACUUCAUCGCACGGGACCCCUAUGACCUGAUGGGGACUGCUCUGAUCCCCACAUCCCCAGAGGCCUGGGCCCCCUACCCUCUGUACAGCACAGAGCUGACCCCGGCUAUCUCACACGCUGCCUUCACCUACCCAGCUGCCACUGCUGCUGCCGCCGCCGCCCUGCACGCUCAGGUGCGCUGGUACCCGUCCUCCGACACCACCCAGCAAGGAUGGAAGUACCGUCAAUUCUGUUAGUUCCUCAGUCUUGUUACCACAGCUGGACGCUCCUGCCCCCCGCUGGGGAGGAAGCUGCCCGCGGGCCUGCAGCUUCCACCGGCUGGGCGGGGAGCCGCUGCUUUCCUCCAAAGACUGUGAAUUUUAAGCCUGACUCAGUGGACUGCUUCCUGUUCCUCUCCCUCCCCUCCCCCGGCCCCGCCCCGCCCAGAGCCCUCCUCCCAAGGCCUCCGGGGAGGGUUCUGGGACACUCGGACCCGGUGCCGGGGCCUCCCUGGGGCCACGCGAGGCCCGGCCUCCCGUCCGAAAACUUGCUUUUUGUAGCUUCACCUCGGAGAAACAAGGCGUUUGAUUUUGCAUGUUUUCUGGCAUGAAUUAAGACACUUACACUUGUGUAUAUGUGAGUGUACAGUUUGUUCUCACACUGUGUCACCAUAGCAACAGGUCCUGGCCUAUAAUGGUUCAUCAUUCCUGGUCCCGCUCUCCACACCCCUCCCCUGCACCCGCCCCACUCCUGUGGGACCCGCGCCUGCCGCCAGUUCCACCAGUUCCACCGCCCCACACGUCCCGGCUGGGCAGCCACGGCCGGCCUGGCAGAGGGUUCCUUUUCCGUUUCCCAUCGGGGUCCCCCGCUCCCUCCGACGGGCUGGCCGCUGUUCAGAGCAUCCCGUCUCUGCCCGUUCCGCUCACCUCUCCACCGCACACCCCACCCCCGCCACGGCUCCUCAUUCUUUCCAAACUACGAAACCAACCGAAAAGUGAAAGUAUUUUUGUACCCUGUGUAACAAAAUAUUUAUGCAUCAUAAAGGAUUUUUCAUGUGUGUGUGCAAUUAAUUAUUGAGGAGACCUUGUUCGCCCCGUCAGAUACGUUUAAUGUUUAGUUUGAGGCGUGAAGAAGAAAGGGUUUCCAUUCUCCGGCCCGAACCUUUGUGUCGUGUCGGGCGUCCGUUUAAG